Nicotiana tabacum (common tobacco) is the source of this 1470-nucleotide messenger RNA. RefSeq lists its product as uncharacterized. The record is from RefSeq and is a predicted model, not a curated record. Gene Ontology annotation, molecular function: zinc ion binding. NCBI's taxonomy places the organism in Eukaryota, Viridiplantae, Streptophyta, Magnoliopsida, Solanales, Solanaceae.
AUGGAGUUUUCUAGGAUUUAUGAUUAUGCUGACAUGAUAAGAACUACCAACCCAGGCAGCACUAUUGUGGCGAGAACUUCAAAAGAAAUAGAACCUAGUAAAGAGAUCUUUGCGGGGAUAUACAUUUGUUUAUAUGCUUUGAAAACAUGUUGGUUAGAAGGGUGUAGAAGAGUAAUUGGAUUUGAUGGUGCAUUUCUGAAGGGAGUGUGUAAAGGUGAGCUAUUGUCAUGCAUUUCUAAGGAUGGUAAUAACCAGAGGUACCAUGUUGCUUGGGCAGUGAAGGGACUUGUUCAAGCUGUAUAUGAAUUGAUGCCAAAUGCUGAGCAUAGAAUGUGUGUAAAACAUAUAUGGAGCAACUGGAAAAGAACCUGGGGUGGUGAGGAAAGAAGGAAAAAGUUCUGGGAUUGUGCAAGAGCUUCAUUUGAAGCAUUUCUGAAGGUUAAACUAGAUGAGUUGCCAGAAUUGAGUGGCAAUAAGAUAAUAAAAGACUUGCUUAGAUAUCCCAAACAGUCAUGGUGCAAGGCCUUUUUUAAGGACUGUAGUAAGUGUGAUGUUAUGGAGAACAUCAUGUGUGAAACCUUCAACAGUUGGAUACUUACUUCUAGGCACAAGCCAAUCAUAACCAUGUUGGAAGAGAUCAGAGUAAAGGUAACAGAGAGGAUGACUAAUAUGAGAGAAUUUGCUACAAAAUGGAUUUCUGAUAUAUCUCAUAUGGCACUGGGGUACACUGAAGAGCAAUCUAUAAGAGCCACCAAGCAUGAAUAUAAAUGGAAUGGGGACACUGAAUUUGAGAUCCAAGAUGGAAUUUACAAACACAUAGUUGAUUUUGUAAAGAAGGAAUGCACAUGUAGAAUGUGGCAACUGAAAGGCAUACCCUGCUCCCAUACAUUUUGUGCAAUUUUUUUAAAAAAGUAUGACACUACUGACUAUGUUGAGCAUUGGUAUAAGGAUAAAACAUACUUCAAGGCAUUCAUUUGUUGCAUACAACCUAUGGCCAAUAUGGAGAUGUGGACUUCAACUCAAAACCCCAAAGUUGAGCCUCCUGUAAUUACUAAGAUGCCUGGUAGACCUAAGAAACAUAAAAUAAAGACCCAAGAUGAACCUAUAAAGAAAUUUGGUAAGAGAUCAAGAAAGAGAACACCAAUGACCUGUUCUUAUUGCAAGACAACAGGGCAUAACAAGAAAGGUUGUGCGAUCUUGAAAGAGCAAAGUUCAAGUGCCGGUGUUGGGAGUAGUAUUGCAAAUGCCCAGGCUACAACAGCUGCAUCAAGAUGUCAUUCUAGUACUACUACUGAUGCUGGAUCUUGGCAUGGCAGAGACAACCUAUCACUCUCAGAUGUCCUAAGGAUGGAGAUUUACAGUACAUCAUCUCAUAUGGACUUUUCAAUGGCUAAAGAUGGUAUUCUAUUGAUCAGGUACACUGCUGCAGUGGUACAAAUACCCCAGUAUUUAACAGGCAUAUGGGACUGA